UUUGUUUUUUCUUGAAAAUUAUAUACAGAAACAUUUUAUUUUAUGGAAGAAGAACAUGUAUAUUUGCUUAGAAAAUAUGUAUACCAACUAUUAAUUAUGCACGCGAAUGAUUUUUGAUCCAGAUUUUUAGCGAAACACACCACUUGCCUGAUUGAGUCAAUCAAACAAGAUCUGGUCGCAAAACUAAAUCCUAAUCAUAUCAAUCAAAUAAUUGUUAGCUUUGUAAGACAAGGAAGUAAAAAUGUACAGAAUGCUCAGACUAAGCAGAGAAGCAGAAUUUUUCUCUGCUUAUAGUAAUUUAAAAUGUCAUUACAAGUCUUGCGUCAUUUGCAUAAUUGGUCGCUGAGGAAAGAAAAGUUGCUAAAGAUAGAUGUCUCAUUACAUGAUAAAGCACAUACUAAUCCUUUUGUUGUUGAGAUGAAUGAAGUUAUUUCUAAGAAAAGAAAAGCAGCCAACUCCUUAAUAUAUCAAAAAUCAUUAAAGAAAAUAAAGAAAAUGGAUCGAAACAUAUCAGUGCUUAAUAAAUUUCAUAAAUCGAAACAUGCAAAUAAAUUAGAUCAAAAAAUAUUACAAAAGAAGUUUUUACCUUUAUCUAAAAAAAGAAAAUUAGUGUUUAUGAAAAAAACCCUGAAAUGUCAGUAUUGUUCUCGCAAAUAUUCAACAGAAAAAGUUCUUUUUGAGCAUGAGAAAGUUUGCACCUUCAUAAAUCAUGAGAUGUGUUCAACACAGAUGUCCACUUUGCUUUUUCCCUGUGAUAUCUGUUGUGAAAGAUUUAUCAAUCUGGAAGCUUUAGAGCAACAUCUCAAAUGCGAACAUCGCUCAAAGCCCUCAUGCGACAAGUGCUUUAAAAUGUUUGAGUGUCGUCGAAAACUUAUGGAGCAUGAUGAAUUUUGUGCAGGCAUGUUAGAUGGAAAACCUAUUAAAAAACAAACACAUGGGUUGAUCAGUUUUAUCUGUACAUCUGACAUAUAUAUGUGUAGUAAAUGUGAGAAUCCAUUUCCGUCUCAAAAUCAUCUCAGACAGCAUCAAAUUUUAUUGCGUAAAAAGAUGCCAAUUGAUGUAGUUUUAGAAAAAGAUUCUGAUUUACCAGCAGUUAUAGAGCUGGAUAAUUGCAACGAAAAUGAAGAAACUAGCAAGACAAUGGAAAUUAGUCUUAAUAAUGUUGUUUCUUUUCAGUACACAUUACCAUUUGAGCUGGGUGAAAACUCUUGUAUGUAUUGUGGAAAACUUUUUCAAAAUUAUGCAAGAUUAAUAAUCCACGGACAUAUUUGUAAAAGGAAGCUUCUCUAUUCGUGUUUUUUUUGUUCAAAAAUGCUUCGUAGUGAAUUUAGAUUGAACAACCAUCUCUCCUCAUGCUUAAAACGUAAGGUUUUGGGUCAGCGCCAAAAUGUUAAUUUAGCUGAACUGUUUAGUUGUCAAUAUUGCAAACUAUUAUUUCCAUUAAAAAGUUUAUGUAAGCAUCAUAUGCGAAUUGAACAUAAGAAUACUGAAAGAAACCUUCGAAAAUGUUACAUAAUAAAGUCAAAGGAAUUAAUUGGAAGUUCAAUAAAGAGAAACAUAGCAAACAAAAGCUUUAAAUCUUUUAAAGGAGGUUAUCAUAGAAAGCCAUUAUGUGGGUCAGAAAAUACUAGAACAUCUACCACUCCAACAACUAUCUUCAGUACAAAAAGUAUUUUAGUAGAAAAUCAUUUUGAAAAAAAACCGUUGCUAUGCAAAUACUGUGAUUUUGUUUGUAUGGCAGAAAAAAUAUUAGCAAAUCAUCUUAACGAAAAUCAUAUAAAUGUAUCAGAAACAAUUAAUAUUGGUAAAUGUAAAAACUGCUUCAACGUCUAUCUGAACGAGCAAGAUUUAAAUAAUCAUUUAUGCAAAAUUAAAAAAAUAUCUACUCCUGAAUCUAAUGUUGAUUUGUCAAGCAAUACAUAUAGCUUCCACAAUUAUAUCACUGACUCCCACAAUCAAGUUAAUAACAAAACUUCUCCUUUAUACUCGUGUUGUAAUUGUUCUCAGAACUUUAGACGAAAGAAGCAUUAUUUAAAGCAUACUCAGAUUUGCAAGUUUCAAAUUCCAAACAUAGUUAAUAUUCAUGAAAAUAAUUGCAAUUUAAAUCAGUUUUGUUACAUUUGUGGUUUUACUUUUGAUAAUAUUAUUUUACAUCUUGUUUCACACUCUCAUAAAAGACCGUUUAAUUGUAGUGUAUGUAAGUUUCGUUCAAAUCGAGCAUUUUCAGCAUAUAAACACAUGCAUAAAAAGCAUAAUAUAAUUUAUGAACCAUUUAACCACAAAAAUUCCGAUAUACAUUGUAAAGAACAUGGUUUUGAAAGCUGUAUCAAAUGCCAUAUCUACUUUCUUAAUCGCAAAGAUCUUUUAAAACACAGCGAACAAGAUUGUAUAAAUUUUCAAGCAAGAAUUCAAAAUAGAGAGAGAAUUCGCCAUUUACUCAAAGGUAAUGUAAAACUUCAAACUAAAACACAUUGUAUGAAUUGUUCUAUCAAUUUUCAUAGUAAAAAACUUUUACUUCGUCACCUAAAGUUUUGUCCAUUUAAAAACACUAAAAAUCAUAAUGAUGCUCCAUCCAAAACAGCUAGUGGGAAAGUAAAGCAAUGUCCUAAAUGCUUUAAAUCGUUUAAAUAUAAAUUACCAUUAAAAAAACAUGUUUAUAGAUGCUCAAAAUUAGCACACCCUGAAGAACAAGAAUCGCAAAUUAUUAAACCUGCUGGACCAGCUAUAGAAUCUCUUCUAGCAGAAAAUGAGGAAGCCGAUGUUGAUGUUGGUGUGUUAGUAAGUUUAGAAGAUGCCAAGGAAUCUUUAAUGUCUUUAAUUAUUGAUGAUAAAUGUUGCAAAGAAGUUGCAAAAGAAGAGAAAAAACUUGAAGAAUUAUCAAAUAAUGUCGUAACAACAACUACUAUAACCCUUCAUAGUAAGUUACUUGAAGAAAUAAAACAAAAUAACCCGACUGAAAAAAAGGCCAUUGCGGAAGAUAUUUUUUGUAUGGCGACGCAAUUAUCUAGAGGAGAAAUGAGUGCUUUAAAUAGUGGGAUUGGUUUUUUAGCUGGUGGUUACCGAUCUCCUAAAAAUGACACUACAGUGUUAAAUACCUUACAUAAUUCUAUAGAUAUUAAUAAUUCUAUAACAAGUUCACCAUUACCAAACCUGUUUAAUCGGGUAUUGCACAAAAAAGUCUCAAAUUCUUCAAAUAGUCGUGUUAAAUCAAUAGUUACUGAAAGUCAAUCCCAUAAAAAUGACCCUACUUUUUCAAACACCUCAUUGCUCCACAUUAGUACUGAAAGCCUCUUACCAGACUCAAUAUUACCAAAUCAACACAAUUGUCAAUCACGUGACAACUUUUCAGAAAAUAAAAAUGAUUCGAUAAAUGCCAAGUCUCGAAAAAAACGUUAUAAUUUUUUUAAUACAUUAAACAAAAAAAGCCUUUUGCCGGAUACUUUAUUGUCUACUCAAACUAAUCGUCAAUUGCCUGAGAGUGACGCUAGUUACUCUGAGAGUGGCGCUAGUCACUUUGACAAAGAAAUUAAUUCAAUAAAUGACCAAUCUCCUAAAAGUGAUUCAAACUUGUUAAACACAUAUAUUUGCACAGAAACUAAAAAUAAUUUAUCGGACUCUCCUGCAAUUGUUUGCAGUUACCGUUUAUAUCCUUGUCGAAAAUGUGGUGUGUUUUAUAGUGAACCUGAACAUCUUGAUAAUCAUGUACAUACUUUUCAUAAAAGUUCACCUGAAGUGAAUCCGACUGUUCAAUAUGCAGACGAUGCUAAUAUUGUAUCAUCAACUUGUAAAACUAAGAAAAGGUAUUCGAGCCUAGACUCAAUGAAGGUUGAUGCAACAUCGUCGAGAAGACUAUCGAGUAUCUCUGAUAAAGUUCCUGUUGAUAAUUGCCAUUCUUUUUAUUCAACGAAAUCAAGCAAUGAGUUUGAUUCUCCUAUAACUGAAAAAAAAAAGGAAUUUCAGCAAUACUGCGGAAAUUAUGUUAAUGAUAAGAUGACAAUGUCUCCACCCAUUGGCGAAGAUUACGGAACACCUCAGUUUUUAUGUUCUGUUCCAUAUAAGAAUCAAAAUUUACAUGAAGGAUUGCAAUAUACUACAGUUCUACCUUAUUCUCCAGUAUUUUUUGACCCGGCAUUAAGUCCCUACAUAUCGCAUGAAUCGUUAACAGUCAAUGGUUUAUCGUGUAAUCCAUCAAAUUAUAAUCCGUAUUAUAAUUCUUCGAUGAAUUUUUAUCGGACAUCAUAUCCUGAACCUCCUAAUUCAUUUGUUAUUUCGCAUCAGACUCCUCCUACUGUUGGAAGAUGGCCAUAUCAUCCUUCGGUAUUUCCCCAACCAAAUUUUAUGAACAAUUCUCGGCGUUUUGAUUGUACGCAGUUGCAAACUGAGAACAGCAGAAAUUUUUCAAAUAAUUUGAAUAAAAUUCCAUUAACUGUUGCAGAAGCAAUACAUCUUGAAACCCAAGCAACAAAGCAUCAAAUACUUAACGAACAAAGAAGUUUACCGUCACUUUUUUCAAAUGAUGAUUCAAAUCAUUUUUUAUUAGAUAAAUACCGGCUUCGACUUGCAGAAGAAAAUUUUUUACGAUAUCUUAAUUCAAAUUACUCAUUAUGUGGAGACAAUUCUUUUGACAAAUCUGUUUCUUGUACGCAAAUGGAAGGAAUUCUUGCCAACAAUAUAUAUUUGCCUGGUAGGAAAAAUAGUUAUAUGAAUAAAGUAAGUAAGCCAAACUUUGUGCAAAGCAAUAAUACUAUAAAGAGAAAUUAUGAAACUUUUUCAAAAACCAUACCAAAUACACAUAUACACCAAACCGCCCUACCAAAUAAACCAGAUGAAAUCAUAGACACAGUUCAGGAACCUUUUAAGCGCAGUCGACGAAAACAGUCUAAUCCAAUCAGGAUCUUAGAGAAUUAAACAAUAACAGUGGUUUAAUGUUAUUAAAAAGGGUUAUGAUAG
Hydra vulgaris (swiftwater hydra) is the source of this 4950-nucleotide messenger RNA. RefSeq lists its product as uncharacterized. Gene Ontology annotation, cellular component: nucleus. The record is from RefSeq and is a predicted model, not a curated record. Gene Ontology annotation, biological process: positive regulation of transcription by RNA polymerase II. Lineage: Eukaryota; Metazoa; Cnidaria; Hydrozoa; Anthoathecata; Hydridae.